Molecule: messenger RNA, 1595 nt
Organism: Moneuplotes crassus
Lineage: Eukaryota; Ciliophora; Spirotrichea; Euplotida; Euplotidae
Source: the annotation of a GenBank genome assembly
AUGAAUAUUUUAGACUAUAUCGAGAACUCGAGUCAGUCAGAUGGUUUAGAUGAGCCAUCCCGCAACUCUUCAACCCAAACUGAUGCAGAGAUUGCUACAGUCAAAGAUCUUGAUAAGAUAUACGAGCAGAUUCGCAAGAUCAGAGUUGAGGAUUUAAGCUCUAUUUCGGAAAUGGUUAGUGUGAACACUUCAGGAAUUCAAGAGCUUGCCCUUCAAAUGGACAAUACUGUCCAUAGGAAUAAAUUCAAAUUCUUAGAGCAGAAGAUUUUGGAAUUCGUUCCUUACGAAGAAAUGAGAGAAAUCCAGGAUAGUCUUACUAAAUUCGUUAAAAAGCCAGAAUUUGAAACAUUAAGCGCUGAUGCUGAACAAAUACAACAAAAAAUAGAGACAUUAGCUUCGAAAUCAUUUGUAACUGAAGGACUUGAUCGUCUGAAUCUCAAAUGCAAGACCAGAGAGAAAGACUUUGUUAAAUUUCAUCUAUUCUCUCAAAAUAUGAGUGAAAUGGAUUCCAAGCUAGAGAAGCAAGGACAUGAUGUCAAAUUUAAUAAGAUAGAAAUCUCAAAAAUACAUGACGAGCUUAAAGAGAUUCAUAAAAGCCUUAAGAAAUAAGCUAGAGCAGCAUAAUCUUGCCUCAGAAUCUACCAGGAUCUGGAACAAGAUCCGGACUCUCUGUGACCAAGAUGAUGUAGAUGAGCUCAAAUAAAAAAGUUAUUCCGUUCCUAUCACAGUUUAAAAAACAGAUGGGCGCUUAUGAAAAGCAGCAGACUCAGAAUAAGGAUAUCAUCAUGAGAUUUGAUGAAGUUUUACUUGAAAAGGCACCAAAACAUCGUAUUGAUGAGUUGGAAAAUAAGUUACAAAAGUACUGUACUAAACUCGAUCAUUUUACCAACCACCAGGUUCUUAAGGAAGAGAUAGAGAAGGUUAGCAAGCGGAUAGACCAGCUCGAAGAGCAAGCUCUUAAGGAUACAGAAGAAAGAACCAAGACUUUCACAUCUAUUUUGAAUAAACUCCGGAAAGAAGUCACCGAAUGCUAUGGAGGGCAACCUAUAGAUGCUCGAGUCUUUGAAUCACAGAUGAAACUUAAAGCUAAUGUUGAAGAAGUUUAUGAAAUCCGAGAGAAAAUGGUUAAUGAUCAAGAUUAUCAAGUCUUUGUAGAUCAACUAAAGCACUCAUCAAGACAGUUGCAUCAAACUCUAUUUGUAUUGAUUGACUAUUUAAAGAAAAUGAGUGCAAAUAAGGAUGAUGAUCUAAAAUAGCCAAAAUUUAUCCUCUCUGUACUCUAAACAACUUCAGAGCAUCAUAAACGUUGAUUUAAAAUCUGGUGUCCCGAAGAACAAUAUAAAGGGAAAGUUUAAUAAGAAGAAACUUCUGAAGAGAUUAAGUUCACAUAGAAAUUCCACUGCAUACACAAGUCGUAGGAUUGUAUUCAACCCAAAUAGGAGUUUGUUUACCAACCCUUCGAAUCACAAGAACCAGUCUAUCAUGACUACAUCUAUUGAACGGAUGCUGAAUUCUGCCGAAAGGGUUGAUAUUGAGGUAAAGAAUUUUGACUAGAAUCCUAAUCAGUAAUUAAAAGGCCACAAAACUGCUUAAUU